AUGAUCGACGGCAACGUGGUCGCCUACAAUGCGGCCGUCUUCGUCGGCACCCUCUUCCUCCUCGAAUCAGGCGCCGACAAGUUCGUCGACCACACAGCCAUUGUCGCCCGACGUACCGGCAUCCCGGACACGCUAAUCGCGCUCCUGACCGCCGGAGCCGAAUGGGAGGAGCUCGCUGUGGUUGUCAGCGCCUUGGCUCAGGGCCGGGCUCCUCUGGCAUUGGGCAACAUUGUUGGCUCCGCGAUUUCCAAUAUCCUUGGGGCCUUCUCUUUGGGUCUACUCUUUCGUAAGAAUGGCGAGCACAUGCAGUUCGAUCGCAGCGCGCGUAUCUACUCGCUGCUGCUUCUGGGCGUGACAACAGUCAUUGCUCCUAUAACUUUCUUUCCUCGCGAAGAACUGUGGAAGGUCACAGGUAUCAUUCUCAUCGUCGCCUUCGCCAUCUACAUCAUCUCUGUGGGAUGGGCCAUCAGUCGCGGAUCACUCACUGCCCCCGAAGGCUCCGACAGCGACAGCGAAAGCUCCAGCGAUGAUGAGCGCGACGCUGAGGCCCCUCCGACUAGCAGCCGCCGGAGGUCUAACGGUGAACAGCAACCGCUCCUGCGUCCCUCCGAGAACUUUGCACGCCGGAGGCGUAGUCUUUGGUAUCACAUCGGGUACCUUUUCUUAGGGUUCCUCACAAUAUGUCUGUCGGGAUACGUCCUAUCCCACGCUGCAACAAAUAUCUCAGACGCCCUUGGCGCUUCCGAGGUUCUCUUCGGCAUCGUCGUGCUCGCCAUCGGAACUACCUUGCCUGAGAAAUUCGUGGCUGUGAUCAGCGGCAACCGUGGCCAUGGCGGUAUUCUCGUCGCCAACACCGUCGGGAGCAACAUCUUUCUGCUCACACUGUGCCUCGGCAUUGUCAUGGUUGGUUCUCGCGGGGAGCUGGGCGCUGCUGGCGGGGUGGACAUCGUCGAGUUGGUGGUACUUUGGGUGACGACGGCGGUAUUUACCAUAACCGUGUGGACGGGUGGUCGAUUUGAUCGUCUCAUCGGUGGCUUGAUGUUGCUUGGUUAUGUUGCGUUCAUCGUCGUCGAGUUUCUUGUUUUGAGAAGAAAUUUCGAUCUUUGA
Molecule: messenger RNA, 1107 nt
Organism: Colletotrichum chrysophilum
Lineage: Eukaryota; Fungi; Ascomycota; Sordariomycetes; Glomerellales; Glomerellaceae
Exons: 2
Coding region: 1-1107 (368 amino acids)
Biological process (GO): calcium ion transmembrane transport; intracellular calcium ion homeostasis
Cellular component (GO): membrane
Molecular function (GO): calcium channel activity; calcium, potassium:sodium antiporter activity
Source: RefSeq, a predicted model, not a curated record